AUGGCAGAUCGUAAAACCCAUUAUCAGCCUAAUUCUCCUGCUCCUUCUCCAACUUGUAAUACCAUCCCAACUGAAGAUGAAGUGCUCUCUUCUACAUCAAAUUCUAUGUUAAGAUCUUCAAGCCAACUCAGUACUCAUAAUUUCACCAAUGCAACUAUGAAAUCUAAUCCUGUGAAUAAUGGUUGGGGUUCCUCACUCAGAGCUAGUUCUUCGAAUUACCCGAGUUUCGAACAUUCAACUAGUACUAUUCCUAGUCUGAUCAGUCAAGGUUAUAUGAAUGGUUUGGGUUCUUCAUUGGGAGCUAGUUCUUCUCCUGCUCCUUCUCCAGAUUAUAAAGCCCUCCCAACUGAAGAUGAACUGCUCUUUUAUAUUCAAAGAUUAUCAGAUGAAGAACAGAAACUAUAUGAUGUUGUGUAUACUUCAAAUGGUGCAUCAAACUCUAUAUUGAGGUCUUCAAGCCAACUCAGUACUCAUAGUUUUUUCACCAAUGGAACUAUGAACUCUAAUAAUCUUAUGAAUAAUGGUUGGGGUUCUUCACUCGGAGCUAGUUCUUCGAAGUACCCGAGUUUCGAACAUUCAACUAAUAUGAUUAGUCAAGGUUAUGCUGAGAAUUCGUUUGUUAAUUCUCAACAUCACCCUUACUUCUCUUUAAAGGUGCAAGGUUGGAAUGAUUAUCGGAUUAUCAAAAUCGUUAAUGAGGACCCAAGUCUUAUUUAUGAACUGAAACCAGAUGAUAUAAUCAUGUUGGGCAGACAUAAAUUAGGCUGCAAGUACUUGAUGAAAACUCUAUGCAUUGAAGGUGAAGCAUCGCGACUGACCAAGCUACUAUGCAGCUCGGUAUAUUUGUUCAAAGCAGUCGUAUAUGUUAUCGCCAGCCAAGUUAAUACGAAAUACGGGUCUCGUGCGAUAGAAAGUCUCAUGAUCAGACUGCUCAUGGGAAAUCCUGCGUUGAACGUCUAUGUGUUACGGUUUAUGAAGCCUAGCCUAUUCUCUGUCAUGUCGAACCAGAAUGGAAGCCAACUAGUUCAAAAACUUUGCAAGCAUGUGCAAAAUAUGUACUUGGGGGAUCUAUAUGAAAUAGCAGUGAUAAACUGCAAUAAGCUCGCUACUACAGAACAAGGAUGUUUCUCUCUCAAAGCUGUUAUUGAAUCCAUAGACGAUCCUCUCAAAUUUCAGCUGCUAUCAAUCAUCAUAGACCAGGCCGUGUCCCUUUCUGCACACGAAUACGGGAAUUUUGUGGUGCAACAUGUACUAGAGCGCCAUCCUAAUACUGCAAACCUUAUAUGCAAUGAGCUUAGGGGACACUUUUUUCGACUUUCUAAGGAUAAAUAUGGCAGUAAUGUUGUAGAAAAAUGUACCGAAUCGAAUGCUACCGAUGUUGUAGUUUCGCAACUCCUAUCUGAUUGUAAGCAGCUUGUUGAACUAGCUCAAGAUAAGUUUGGCAACUAUGUCGUCCAAAAAACACUUAAGCUUAGUAAGGGAAAGGCAUUGCGCCAACUAGUUGACGUCCUAUGCAAAUGUUCAGGCGAGCUGGAGAACCAUCCAAAUGGGAGGAAUGUGUAUAACUUGGUUAAAAGGAAAUUGCAUUAG
Molecule: messenger RNA, 1590 nt
Organism: Papaver somniferum (opium poppy)
Lineage: Eukaryota; Viridiplantae; Streptophyta; Magnoliopsida; Ranunculales; Papaveraceae
Product: putative pumilio homolog 8, chloroplastic
Exons: 4
Coding region: 1-1590 (529 amino acids)
Biological process (GO): post-transcriptional regulation of gene expression
Cellular component (GO): cytoplasm
Molecular function (GO): mRNA binding
Source: RefSeq, a predicted model, not a curated record